CGCCGUUGCGCAUGCGCGGGGUGGUUAAGGACUGGCCGGCCCGGAGGCCUCGCCCUCCUUUUUGGCGCCGACAUGGGGACGCCCCAGAAGGAUGUAAUAAUCAAAUCCGAUGCUCCGAAUACACUGUUCCUGGAGAAACAUGCUGAUUAUAUCGUGUCAUAUGGAUCGAAGAAAGAUGAUUACGAAUAUUGUAUGUCCGAAUACCUAAGGAUGAGUGGUGUCUACUGGGGAUUGACAGUAAUGGAUCUUAUGGGUCAGCUUCAUCGGAUGAACAAAGAAGAAAUUCUUUCAUUCAUCAAAUCGUGCCAGCACGAGUCUGGAGGAAUAAGUGCUAGCAUUGGUCAUGACCCCCACCUUUUAUAUACACUGAGUGCUGUCCAGAUCCUUACGCUUUACGAUAGUCUUCACGUUAUUGAUGUAGAUAAAGUCGUUGAAUAUGUACAGAGUCUACAGAAGGAAGAUGGUUCAUUUGCUGGUGACAUAUGGGGAGAAAUUGACACACGAUUCUCUUUCUGUGCCGCAGCAACGUUGGCCCUAUUGGGGAAGUUGGACGUUAUUAAUAUGGAAAAGGCUGUAGAAUUUGUGUUGUCCUGCAUGAACUUUGAUGGUGGAUUUGGUUGCAGACCAGGGUCUGAAUCCCACGCUGGACAGAUCUAUUGUUGCACAGGAUUUCUGGCUAUCACUGGCCAGUUGCACCAAGUCAAUUCUGACCUGCUGGGGUGGUGGCUUUGCGAACGUCAGCUGCCAUCGGGAGGGCUCAACGGACGGCCAGAGAAGUUGCCAGAUGUAUGUUAUUCUUGGUGGGUGCUGGCAUCCUUGAAGAUCAUCGGAAGGCUUCACUGGAUUGAUCGAGAGAAACUCUGUUGCUUUAUUUUGGCUUGUCAAGACGAGGAGACGGGGGGCUUUGCAGACAGGCCAGGAGAUAUGGUGGAUCCAUUUCACACAUUGUUUGGAAUUGCUGGCCUAUCACUCCUUGGGGAGGAACAAGUAAAGCCGGUGAAUCCUGUUUUUUGUAUGCCUGAGGAAGUGUUAAGAAGAAUAAACGUUCAGCCCGAACUAGUGAGUUAGACCUGUGAAAUGCAGAAAGCACUGGAACGGCAGUAGCGAUAUUCCCAACGCGUCUCACUCACCGCAUAUGUACUUCAUUUCGAUGUGAUUCCCAUUAAUAGAGCAACAAAAUGAUCACUAUUUAAGUGAAUCUGUUAAUAUUUUGUACAUGAUUUGUCAAGUAGUUUUAAAAAUUGUAUAGUCCUAUUUAUUUAAAUUCUAUCUAUAUAUAAUGUAAAAAGCUAAUAUAUCUUAAUGUGAGCUUUUAGAAGGCUGUUUUUGUCAUGCCAUUAUUUUGAUAGUAACAGUAGCAAUAGCAGAUCAGUAGUUCGCAUCUGACAAGAUCGAUCUUAAAAACACUCGACCCUUCUGGCUUGCGUUAGAAUGAGUCAUUUUCCGAGGAAAAUACUCCAUCUCAUCUAAGGAAUGGGAAAACAUUUCUGUUAUUUUGUGCACUUAAAAUAGCAUUUUAAAAGGUUUGGAAUUAUUUGGAAAAUCAGUAUUGUGUUACAGUUUUUCUAAACGUUUCGUGCUGUUUUUUUCCUGCUCUUCAAACUUCUGUUCGAAUAAAAGUUUACCGAUUUACAAAUGGAAA
Molecule: messenger RNA, 1642 nt
Organism: Ornithorhynchus anatinus (platypus)
Lineage: Eukaryota; Metazoa; Chordata; Mammalia; Monotremata; Ornithorhynchidae
Gene: RABGGTB
Product: Rab geranylgeranyltransferase subunit beta
Exons: 9
Coding region: 73-1068 (331 amino acids)
Biological process (GO): protein geranylgeranylation
Cellular component (GO): Rab-protein geranylgeranyltransferase complex
Molecular function (GO): Rab geranylgeranyltransferase activity
Source: RefSeq, a predicted model, not a curated record